Messenger RNA from Metarhizium brunneum ARSEF 3297, 558 nucleotides. RefSeq lists its product as uncharacterized. NCBI's taxonomy places the organism in Eukaryota, Fungi, Ascomycota, Sordariomycetes, Hypocreales, Clavicipitaceae. The record is from RefSeq and is a predicted model, not a curated record.
AUGCCUUCCGACAAAGAUCGUCUGUACGUUGCCCUGUAUGCCCGUGGAGGGGCACCAACCAUGCCAGGACUCGAAGACACAUACCACUGGGCUCUCAUAGUGGGGCCGAAGACCGAGGAUAAACGCAGCAGGGGCGCUCGUUUCCACGCGAGAGAGAAAAUGCGGCUCAUUGGCACCGGAGCGGUGCCCGAGUCUGUCUGGGAGUACGAGGAGCUGGAGAGCACCAUGCUGCCAACGUCGAUGUUGCUUGUUCGAGUCAUGAUUGGCAAAGUCAAGGACAGAAACAGAUUGGAGUCUCUCUUGAGGAACAUCCCAAUUCGACCCAGAGUGGAGGGGUGGAAUUGUGUCGCGUGGGUGAAAGAGGCUAUCGAAACAGCCCUGCGGGAUAAGAAGGUCUUGGGGACCUCCAAGAAUCUUGACUGGGAUUCGAUUCGAGAUACUGCCAUGUGGUAUGUCGGACAGAAGAAGGCCGCCCAUCGUUUUGACGGACAGGGAGAAUUUGACCGGGAAAAGGCUGCAACCUGGGAUAUGAUUGAUGGGUUUGAGCGAGUGCCUUGA